This is a messenger RNA of Colletotrichum scovillei, 1770 nucleotides long. RefSeq names its product putative HET domain-containing protein. The record is from RefSeq and is a predicted model, not a curated record. NCBI's taxonomy places the organism in Eukaryota, Fungi, Ascomycota, Sordariomycetes, Glomerellales, Glomerellaceae. The transcript has a single exon. The coding region runs from base 1 to 1770 and encodes 589 amino acids.
AUGAGGCUAUUGGAAACUGCCCACGGGUCACAAGCACUCGGGAGCUUUGUCAUGUACGAGGGAGACAAUGCGCCAGACUUUGCUAUUCUCUCCCACACGUGGGGAACAGAGGAGGUUACAUUGCAAGAUGUGCACGAUGCCCAGAAGGACAUCACACUGAUGGCCGGAUACCCCAAGAUCACGGGAGCCUGCCGACUUGCCCAGAGUCAGGGGUAUGACUACAUCUGGAUCGACACGUGCUGCAUCGACAAGACGAGCAGCGCCGAAUUGUCCGAGGCCAUUAACUCCAUGUUCAACUGGUACGAGCAGGCCAGUGUCUGCUACGUCUACCUCUCUGACUUGGACUACUCGAUAUACCAGCAGCCAGGUAUGACUGCUCCUUUGGAACUGGCGCUGCGCGAAUGCCGAUGGUUCACCCGCGGCUGGACACUUCAGGAGCUCAUUGCACCCGACAACGUUGACUUUUACGACACCAACUGGCUUUUCAUCGGCUCCAAGCUCGACGAGUCACUUGGUCCCGCGCUGGCAACCGUCACAGGAAUCAGUCUCGACAUCUUGAACAAGACGGUCCCCCUGGAGUCGUCGAGCGUCGCCGAGCGCAUGCACUGGGCCUCGUCGAGAGUCACAACCCGCAAGGAGGACCUGGCCUACAGCCUGAUGGGCAUCUUUGGCGUCAACAUGCCGCUGCUGUACGGCGAGGGGAUGAAGGCUUUUGCGCGGCUGCAGGAGACCAUACUCCAGGAUACGGGAGACCAUUCCAUCUUUGCGUGGCACAGUAACUACGAGACGUCUACGCAGGAGGCGGCGUUUGACCAGCACAUCCUCAGCGGCCUGCUCGCUCCGUCGCCGGUUGAGUUUUCCCAGUUUCAGUACCUUCGCCCGUUGCCGGCGUUCGGGACGACGGGGCAGCAGCCGAUCCAGCUUACGAACCAGGGGAUUAGGAUUUCCAUGUACCUUGAGCCCGUGGACGAUGACCCGGGCAGCGGCGACGGCAGCGCGGCGGACGACUUUUAUGCUGUUUUGGACUGCGCCAUCCAGGGCGAGAACGGGGACCAGUGCCCGCGUAUCAUGCUGAGGAAGUUAUCGGGGAACCAGUACGCCCGGGUCCGGACGGGGAGUGUCUGCACGGUGAUCCCGGCGCCGGAUUCGACGAGGCCGGGGCGGGGCAGCUACAAGACUGUUUUCGUCAAGCGGAGCCCAGCGUAUGUUUUACCGGAUAUUUCUGUCCUCAACGCGGGCUGGAAGGCGGGCGGCGCCCGGGAGGCGUAUCGGGUUGUCGAUGCGUAUCCCACGGGACCGUGGGUGCCGAGUCUGGGGAUUUUGAGGACGGGGAACCCGUACUUUGAGCCGGUGCUUGCUGGGUUGCGGUUUGAGUCGCCGACGAACGCGCGGAUUCAGGUUGAUGUUGUCGUCGGGUGGAGGAGGGUGGAUGGGGAGUGGAAGGUGUGGUGCCAUGCUUGUGAGGCGCAGGCUGACUUGGGGGUUGAUGUGCUGUGGGGGGAUACGCAAUUUGCCGUGUCUGGUGGGCUGGAUCAGUUUGUUGAGACGGACGUGGAGGUCAAGGUCCAAGUCGAGGGAGAUGUUGAACGGAAUUGGAGGAGCAGGGGGUUCGCUCAGGUCAAGAGGCAUGAGGUUCCUGUGCGCGUGAGGUUGGUGGAGGUUGAUAGGCUUGGGAGGAAGGGGGUUAGGAUUGAGUGUUGUGCGCCGUUGCAGCCGCACGUUCCUGGGUAUCAGAAGACGGGGCUUUUGCCGUGGGAUGAAUAUGAUUGA